AUGGCGAGCUUCAUCAGCAAGACCCUGGUCCUAGCAGCCACCGCCGCGCUCGCUGCACCUGCCGCUUACCUGGAUACCCGCCAAGCAUAUGAAGCUGGCGACGAGCAAGCUCCCUGGAAUGCCGGAGCUGUGACCGAAUACACAAUCCAUGAGUCAUGUAACGCCACUCAAGCCAGCCAGAUUGCCGAUGGCCUGCGCGAGGCCGUCGAGUUGGCCGAGCACGCAAAGGCGCAUAUCCUUCGAUGGGGCAACGAGAGCGAGAUCUAUCGCAAGUAUUUUGGCAACGACCCACCGUACACGGCCAUCGGCAGCUUUGACAUCAUCGGCAAUGGCGACAAGGCUGGCGUGAUUUUCCGCUGUGACAAUCCUGAUGGGAACUGCGAGCAGGAAGGCUGGGCCGGACAUUGGCGCGGCUCCAACGCGACCCAAGAGACCGUCAUCUGCGACCUGUCCUACAUCAACCGUCGCUGGCUGAGCUCCAUGUGCGGUUUGGGCUACAACGUCGCCAACAGCCCCACAAACACAUUCUGGGCAUCGGAUCUGCUGCACAGAUUAUACCACAUUCCCUCAAUCGGCAACGGCUACAUUGAGCACUUCCUCGAAACCUACCAAGAGAUCCUCGACAACGCCGGGCAGCCGGGCUCAAACGCCACUCACGAUAGCGACGUCCUGCAGUACUUCGCCCUCGAAGCGUAUGCAUACGACGUCGCUGUCCCCGGAGAAGGGUGCUCUGGUGAAGUCGAGGAGGCCUCGACGACGGCCGAAGCCGUUGCAGCUUCUACUACCGUUUCGGCAAGCUCAACGUUGCCGCAGACCGUGACUGGUACAAUGAGUGAUUCGGAUACGCAUGAGGGCGGUGAGCUGCAUUGCGAUGAUUAG
Messenger RNA from Cyphellophora attinorum, 879 nucleotides. RefSeq names its product Major allergen Asp f 2. Gene Ontology annotation, molecular function: metallopeptidase activity; integrin binding; zinc ion binding. The coding region runs from base 1 to 879 and encodes 292 amino acids. The record is from RefSeq and is a predicted model, not a curated record. The transcript is spliced from 3 exons. NCBI's taxonomy places the organism in Eukaryota, Fungi, Ascomycota, Eurotiomycetes, Chaetothyriales, Cyphellophoraceae. Gene Ontology annotation, cellular component: cell surface; extracellular region; fungal-type cell wall.